AUGCCCAAAAGCACUGAAGUGAAGCAGACAGGAAAAAAAAGGCAGAGUUGGUAAAUGGAGAAGCUUAAAUGUGUGGUUCCAGAGAGGCUGAAGCGGAGGGUGGAGGAGAGCCAUAUUGAUGAUCUUCCUUCACUAUCCUCUUCUCUGCUCCAAUUGUUCCUCAGUUUGCCGCAGUUCCAUCAGUUGAUUUCAGAGUUGGCAGCAGAGCCAUCGACCCAGGCCGGUCUUUGUGGCAAGAACGAGGGUGCUGCUUUGGACUUGAAACAAAAAGGCAACCAAUGCUAUUCCUCUGGAGAUCAUUCCCAGGCUUUGCGUUGCUAUUCUCAGUUACAGGCGCUUCGCCUUGCUCCCAUUGACGCCCACCACAGUGGCAAGAAUCUUGUUGCUACUUUGUAUUUAAACCGAGCUUCAUUGUUUCACAAAAUGGGCCUGCCAAUGGAGUCUCUUCGAGAUUGCAGCAGGGCACUAGAAAUUUCUCCUUGCUAUCCAAAGGUGUGGUAUAGGAGAGGUAAGGUGAAUGCUACACUGGGGAACUACGAAGAUUCGGUCCAUGACUUAAGUGUUGCUAAGGAUAUGGAGCCAUCAAUAGGGGGAAAGAAACAGAUAGAAAGGGAGCUGGACAUGCUUGCACGGCAUCAUGAGAAAACAACUGCUAAACCAGCCAGCCAGAAAAGUGUAGAAAUUCCAGAUGUGCCUUCAGAAAUAAAACUUCAGUGUGUAAAAACACCAGACAAAGGAAGGGGCAUGGUUUCUCAGUUUGACAUUCCUCAAGCUUCUUUGAUUCAUGCUGAAGAACCUUAUGCUGUGGUUAUUUUGAAGCAUUGCCGAGAAACUCAUUGCCAUUAUUGCUUGAAUGAACUACCUGCAGAUACGAUCCCCUGCAUUUCAUGUUCAUUGCCAUUGUACUGUUCCCAGCACUGCCAAGUGCAAGCAGGUGGGCCAAUUCAUAUUCCAGAUACAAUGGUAGGCAGUAAUUUCAAGCCAACACUUGAGUGCAUUCCAGAACAUAAACAUGAAUGUCAAGGUGUGCACUGGCCUGCAAUAUUGCCUUCUGAUGUAGUUCUGGCUGGUCGAGUAGUAGUGAAAACCAUGGAGCAGAAAGGACAAUUCACUGAUGUUCCUAAUCUUUCAGAAACCUUGGGGCUUUGUGAAAGUUAUUCAAAAAUGUCGCCAGAAAGCAAAUUGGAACUACAUAUAUAUUCCAUUGUAUUGUUAUUUUGUCUCCAUCAUUCUUUCAGUUCUGAACUGUCAAUUAAUGGAGACUCUGCAUCACAGAUUGUCAUACUUCUAUCUCAAAUUAGAGUGAAUUCUAUUGCAGUUGUCCGUAUGAGAUCCAAUACCAAUGAUUCUUAUGAUCAGCAAGAUUGGUUUCAAAACUUCUCCUUUGGUGAGGCAGAAGCAGCUAGUAGUGUGGAACAGGUCAGAGUAGGUCAGGCUCUUUACAAAGCAGCCAGUUUGUUCAACCAUUCCUGCCUGCCAAACAUUCAUGCAUAUUUUAUGUCACGUACUCUCUUACUACGAACAACAGAGUUUGUGUCUGGAGGGUGUGCCCUGGAAUUGUCUUAUGGUCCUCAGGUUGGCCAAUGGGACUGUAAAGACCGCCUUAGAUUUCUUGAAGAAGAGUACUUUUUUCGAUGUUGGUGCUGUGGUUGUUCAGAAGUGAAUGAAUCUGAUCUUGUAAUUAGUGGAUUUUGUUGUGUUAAUCCAAAUUGCUCUGGAGUGGUUUUAGACAAUCUUGUGGCUAACUGUGAAAAGCAGAAGCCUAAAGUUCCAGAAACAAUAAGCAACAAGUCUCAUUUGCAGGUACACGAGCUCAAUGAUAUUGACAUCAAGAAAGUGGCUCAAAUUUCACUUGAUCAAACACAAAGUUCCUUCCAUGUUGAUUCUGGGUAUUGCUUGAAAUGCGGUUCUUAUUGCAAUUUUGCAUCUAGGAGCAAAGAAGUUAAAAAAGCUUGGACUGAUUUCAGAAGGUUGCAGGAUUCAAUAGCUUCAAAAGAUACGUGCAGUACUAACCUUCCAGGUGCUUUGAGAUCUCUUGGUCUUCUAAGAUCAAUACUGCAUGCUUAUAACAAAGGCAUUGCAGAAGCAGAGGACAUUCUUGCGAAGGCAUUUUGUUUCAUUGGUGAUUUUGAGCCAGCUAGAGACCAUUGUAAAGCAUCCAUUGAGAUACUGGAAAAGCUCUAUGGCCCCAAUCACAUUGCAAUUGGAUAUGAAUUGGCAAAGCUCGCAUCCAUUCAGCUAGCUCUGGGUGAUUGUACUGCUGUCUAUAACAUAAAUCGACUGAGUGCCAUAUUUUCUACAUAUUAUGGACCACAUGCAGGCAUUAUAUUUCCUUAUCUACUGGUUCUUGAGAGAGAGAGGAGCCGUAUCAUUCAAUGAAAAUGUCAAAUCCUUUUCUCUCAUGUGCAUAGCCAUAUGCCAUCCAACACUAUAAUAUAUAUAUAUAUAAUCCUGGAGAUGUGGGUGCCAGCUGGCUUUGAUGUCAAUAUCAUAUCAAAUGAAGUUGUUUUUGGUUGAAAUGGUAAAA
Messenger RNA from Gossypium raimondii (Peruvian cotton), 2527 nucleotides. RefSeq lists its product as uncharacterized. The record is from RefSeq and is a predicted model, not a curated record. Gene Ontology annotation, molecular function: protein binding. The coding region runs from base 55 to 2379 and encodes 774 amino acids. The transcript has 14 exons. Lineage: Eukaryota; Viridiplantae; Streptophyta; Magnoliopsida; Malvales; Malvaceae.